Colletotrichum truncatum is the source of this 1806-nucleotide messenger RNA. Its product is annotated as glycosyl hydrolase. NCBI's taxonomy places the organism in Eukaryota, Fungi, Ascomycota, Sordariomycetes, Glomerellales, Glomerellaceae. The record is from RefSeq and is a predicted model, not a curated record. Gene Ontology annotation, biological process: carbohydrate metabolic process.
AUGUCGACUUCAGAUGAAGCCUUGUUUUGUUUUGUGCUUGUUUCUAGGCUGCGAGAAAAGACGCUGGCAAAAAGGAUCAUGGCGCGGUCAUCAUGGCAGGAUCCAGAGCCCGCCUGCUUUUGCAUAUCCUCCACCUCUCCCCAUCUUCAUGUCGCUGACACGUCUUCCUCUUCCUUCACUCGUGAAGUAUCUUGUUCUCACCCCAUCGUCACUGAUACCUUGACAUCCAGUUCCAAAUUCAGCUCUAGCUUCCCACUUCUCCAGGUUCCUUGUGCCCAGCAGAUUGGCGUCCAGGAUCAGCGUCACCAUCUCUCCUUUACGCCUUGUCCGUACCCGCUCUCGCACCCGCCGCACACUCGCCCUCUCCAUUGUUGUCGUUGUGCUGGUCCACCUGUUCGGAGGAAGACUGGACAGGGGGCACAUGGACCGGAACCCUCGUCCGCUCCUGGUAUAUUUAACAUCCCGGUCGUUCUUUGCCGGUGGUGGCGCCUCGUUGCUCUGGCCAUCGCAGCUAAUACUUAUAUCCUCCUCCUCCACUCUCGCUCUUCCGACUUGAGAAGAGAAGGAGAAACACCAAAAAGUUUCGGCUCAUUACUUGCCUCUAUACACUUAAUAAUCAUCAAUAUGGUCGCCAACCUCGGCAGUUUGGCUGCCCGCGCAGUCUUCCUCAUGUCUACUCGCCCCAUCACCCAAAGGGCAGACGCUGCGACUUACACCACCAAUGCCAUCGCCGCCAUCAACACCCUCCAGAACACAUGGUACAACAUCGGAACCGGUCUCUGGGACGAAGCUUGGUGGAACAGCGCCAACGUCUUCACAACCCUUGCCGAGUUUGGAGACCUGAACCGCGACGCUGCCAACCAGCUCAACAUCGGUGGCAUUCUGAAGAACACUUUUGACCAGGCCCAGAAGACCACGGCAUCGGUCUCCAAGUCUAUGAACGCUGCCGGCCUUGUCACGUCUUCCUACGCCAUCUUCAAACGCGACGUCCCCAUGAUCAAGGGCCGCCAGUUCAGCGCUCAGGGCUUUCCAAACUUCAUCAACGAGUUUUACGACGAUGAGGGCUGGUGGGCGCUCGGCCUCAUCCGCGCGUACGACAUUACUGGCGACAAUGAGUACUUCGACAUGGCCGUGCGCAUUUUCGCCGAUAUGAAGACCGGCGGCAACACCAACUGCAACGGCGGUAUUUACUGGAAUAAGGAUCGCAAGUAUGUCAACGCUAUUGCCAACGAGCUCUACCUCGCUGUCGCUGCCUCGCUGGCCAACCGAGACCCCAGCAACAAGGACUACCUGAACAUUGCUACGUCUCAGUGGUCGUGGUUCAAGGCCAGCGGCAUGAUUAACAAAGACGGAACCAUUAACGAUGGCCUUGACGGCGAUUGCAAGAACAACGGCGCCAACGUGUGGUCUUACAACCAGGGCGUCGUCCUUGGCGGCCUCGUCGAGCUCAGCCGUGCUACGGGCGAUACGUCGGUUCUCACAGAUGCUGCCAACAUCGCCAAGGCUGCCAUCAAGGCGCUCAGCGAUGACAACGGGGUCCUGCAUGACACCUGCGAGCCCAGCUGCGGUUCCGACGGUAACCAGUUCAAGGGCAUCUUCGUGCGCAACCUGCGAUACCUGCACGCGGUCGCGCCCCAGAGCGAAUUCAAAAACUUCCUCAUCAAGAACGCCGACAGCAACUGGUCCAAGAACCGCGACAGCCAAGGCAAGCUUGGCGUUGUUUGGUCGGGCCCCGUCCAAGGCGUCUCCGGCCCGAGCCACAGUUCUGCUUUGGAUUCCAUCGUUGCCGCCAUUGCCGUCGCGUAA